AUGGCCAAGAUUAAGCCCCGAGACCUUGGAGGCAAGAAGGAGCUGCUGAAACAACUGGAGGACCUGAAGGUGGCGCUAUCUCAGCAGCGCGUCGCUAAAGUGACAAGAGGCGCGGCUUCUAAACUCUCCAAGGUCCGAGGUGUUAGCAAAUCCAUCGCCCGUGUUCUCACCGUCAUCAACCAGACUCAGAAGGAGAACCUCAGGAAACUAUAUAAGGGCAAGAAGUAUAAACCCCUGGAUCUUGCCAUGUGACGCCGGCUGAACAAGCCCGAAGGGAACCUGAAGGCCAAGUGGCGGCUGCGGAAGGAGCCACACCCACCGUGGAAGUGCGGGAUCAAGGCCUGA
Molecule: messenger RNA, 345 nt
Organism: Balaenoptera acutorostrata (minke whale)
Lineage: Eukaryota; Metazoa; Chordata; Mammalia; Artiodactyla; Balaenopteridae
Product: 60S ribosomal protein L35-like
Biological process (GO): translation; maturation of LSU-rRNA from tricistronic rRNA transcript (SSU-rRNA, 5.8S rRNA, LSU-rRNA)
Cellular component (GO): cytosolic large ribosomal subunit; ribosome
Molecular function (GO): mRNA binding; structural constituent of ribosome
Source: RefSeq, a predicted model, not a curated record